CCCGCCCCGGCGCGAAGCAAGAUGGCGGAGGGGCUGGAGCGCGUCCGCGUCUCGGCCGCAGAGCUGCGGGACAUGGUAGCCGCGCAGGCCCGCGCCGGGGCGGCAGGAGGAGCAGGAAACAUGAAGGAGGUGAAGGAACCACGGCAUCGCAAAGACAACAGGCGCCCAGAUCUGGAGAUUUACAAGCCUGGCCUCUCCCGAUUGAGGAGCAAACUUGUGCCACCAAAGCACGAGGCUUCUGAGGAGAGGAACGGAGCUGAGGAAGGCAAGGGGGAGAGUGGCCCUUCACGAGGAGGAUCCUUCAGGAGAAGAGCCUCCAGUCAUGGAGAACUUCAGCAUGGUGACAGCCAUAACCAGAAUGGUCCUUCGUUGGGAAAUGAAGAGGCAGAGACUAAAGGUGGUCCUCAGAGCCAGGAGAACUCAUGCACGCCGCUUGCGGCGGAUGAGUGUUGUGCCAAGACCACGAGGAGAAUCAAGAAACCGGACCAGCAGAUCUAUCAGCCAGGGAAGCGCAUGCAUUUGGUUGCUAAAGAAGUUGCCCUACGGUUGCCUACUGAGGAAAUCACCUCUAAAGUGGAACAGCUGAGAGUUGAAGGAGGUGAAGAGACUGAGAAAGGUACUGCAGAAGACAACAACAGGAAAACCAAGUCAAACAAAGAGGAAAGAGAGGGAAACCAGGCAGGGGAUGGAGUGAAAUCCUCUAGGGUGGAUAAAGGAAGACGACUAGAGCGAAGUGACAGGAUGAGGAGGGCACACGAUGAAGUGAUGCAAGGGAAGCUGGGCGCUACAAAGCGGUACUCCCGCUCUGACAAGCGGCGGAGCCGAUACCGCACGUGCAGCACGAGUUCAGCUGGAAGCAACAACAGUGUAGAUGGAACCCCGCUGGUGGAUGGGAUGGAGAGACGGCAGGAGCGUGCUAGAAUACGUCCUAGGAAGCAGCUCUCUGCAUCCUCCACUGACUCCUUGGAUGAUGACAGAAUCGAUGAGGCAGAAGCGUAUGUCUCUAACAGGAUUUCAGACAGGAAAAAGCGUUUAGAGCAGAGUCGAGCUUCUAGGAGUGAGAAUGAUUGGAGCAGUAAUGGCAAGGAAGUCAAGGGACACUUCCGAGUCACUUUUGACAGCAAGACUAUGAACAGGGAUGUCAUUCUAGCAGACGCAGAUAGAAAAAAGCCCGUGAAGGCGUUUUCUAGUUGCAACGACUCAGAGACUUUGGAGGCGAGGAGCCAAAGCAGAGAGCCCCAGGGGAGGGGCCGGGGGAUUCUGUUCCUGCCUGCCAACACAGACCUCUCUGCCAGCACUGCGGGCUCCCCUGAGCCCAGUCACCCCGGGCCCCGGCUGCUGCUGGGCGGUGCUGGCAGUAAGGGCUCCCGAAGCCGGGGCCGAGGUGGCACCGCUCGCAGGUUGUGGGACCCCAACAACCCGGACCAAAAACCCGCCCUGAAGAGCCAAACCCCACAGCUUCACUUCCUAGACACGGAUGAUGAAGUGAGUCCCACCUCCUGGGGGGAAGCCCGCCAGGCCCAGACAUCCUAUUAUAAGUUCCAAAACUCUGACAACCCCUACUAUUACCCUCGGGCUGCCGGCCAAGGUCCGCAGUAUCCUUAUGGCGGGUACUCCCUGCAGUAUCCAAUGGGUCCAAACAAUGGUGUUUACCCAGGAGCCUUUUACCCUGGGUACCCUGGCCAGGCAGGGCAGUACAUGUGCGGCCCACUCACCCCAGCUCCUCUGAGUCCUGAGAUGGAGCAGCAGAUGCGGAACAUGCAGCAGCAGGAGCUCAGCAAACUCCUCCGUGAGGCUGGGAACCAGGAGCAGCAGCUCAGCAAUCUGCUUUCCAGAGACCGCAUCAGCCCAGAGGGGCUGGAGAAGAUGGCCCAGCUGAGGGUGGAGAUGCUGCAGCUGUACGAGCGGUGCAUUUUGAUGGAUAUCGAGUUCUCUGAUACCCAGAAUGUGGACCAGCUGCUGUGGAAGAACGCCUUCUACCAAGUGAUUGAGAAAUUCCGGCAGCUCCUCAAAGAUCCUCUGGGGGAAAAUGCCCAAGAAAUUCGGAACAAACUUCUCCAACUUCUAGAUGAGGGCACUUCCUUUUUUGAUGGCUUACUCCAGAAGCUGCAGGUGUCAUACCAGUUCAAGCUGGAGGACUAUAUGGAUGGAAUAGCCAUCCGCUGCAAGCCUCUGCGGAAAAUGGUGAAGUAUGCACUGAUCAGUGCCCAGAGGUGUAUGAUUUGUCAAGGGGACAUUUGUCGAUACAGAGAACAAGCAAAUGACACUGCAAACUAUGGAAAGGCACGCAGCUGGUACCUGAAGGCUCAACAAAUUGCUCCCAAAAACGGCCGCCCAUACAACCAGCUGGCACUCCUGGCCAUCUAUACGAGGAGAAAGCUGGAUGCUGUCUACUACUACAUGCGCAGUCUAGCAGCUAGUAACCCCAUCCUCACAGCCAAGGAGAGCCUCAUGAGUCUGUUUGAAGAGACAAAACGCAAGGCAGAGCAGAUGGAGCAGAAGAAGCACCAGGUGCUGGAGCUGAGCCCCAGCCAUCGAGGGAAAGGCAAGAAGUCCACGUUGCGACAAGUUGGAGACGAUGCCACACGGCUGGAGAUUUGGAUCCAUCCUUCCCACCCCCGCUCCUCUCAGGGCCACGAAUCCGGCAGAGAUUCUGAGCAGGACAAUGGUCUUGGGAACCUCAGCCCCAGCGACCUGAACAAAAGGUUCAUCCUCAGUUUUCUCCAUGCCCAUGGGAAGCUGUUUACCAGGAUUGGGAUGGAGACGUUCCCUGCGGUGGCCGAGGAGGUCCUGAGGGAGUUCCAGGUCCUGCUGCAGCACAGCCCCCCUCCCAUCGGAAGCACCCGCAUGCUCCAGCUCGUGGCAAUCAACAUGUUUGCAGUGUACAACUCCCAGCCCAAAGAGUGCAUCUCUGAGGACUGCCGCUCUGUCAUCCAGGAACAGGCUACAGCCCUGGGGCUCUCCAUGUUUGCACUCCUGGUGAGGAGAUGCACCAAUCUGCUGAGAGAAUGUAUGCAAGUUCAGCCACAAGAAGAGGAGCAGGAGGAUGAGGAGGAUGACAUCAAGGUCUCUGCCUUGCCCCAGGACCUGAAGGAGCUGCUCCCCAGUGUGAAGGUCUGGUCAGACUGGAUGCUUGGCCACCCGGACACCUGGAAUCCUCCACCAACUUCUCUUGAGCUCCCCAAACAGGUCUCAGUAGAUGUGUGGGCGACGCUGGCUGACUUCUGUAACAUACUGACCGCAGUGAAUCAGUCGGAGGUGCCCUUGUACAAGGACCCAGAUGACGACCUUGCCCUGCUUAGCCUGGAAGAGGAUCGGCUGCUCUCGGGCUUCGUUCCCCUGCUGGUCGCCCCCCAGGAGCCCUGCUACGUGGAGAGGACCUCGGACAAGGAAUGCUUGGCCUCUUGCACUCAGGCUCGGGGAGGAGCAGCGUGUUUCUGCAGCUGGCCUGCUGCCAGAUGUCAUCACUUCAGGCAGUGCCACGCUGCACAUCUUCAGCAGUUUGAAAUGGAGAGACAGAGAGAGACAGAUAAGAUCAGCAGCUUUAGGUGAUGGCAUUGUUUCAAAUAAACCAUGCAUGACCCAAAGCUUCCACUUCAAAUGGGGAAUGAAAUUGCUUCAUCCUUUGACAGCUUGCUCCAUGAAAGAAAUUUAUCUUCACUUAAUUGCUUUAGAUCCCAAGAGGCUGUGUACAGUAAUUUCUAGGAGAUAAUUAUAUCAAAUUAAAAAAAUAUGUGACUAUCUGACUGCUGAGCCUGGAUGUGGUGGCCAGAGAGCAGGAAGGGAAGAGGCAGUGUGUCCUGCUCACAGGUUGGUACCCCCAUUCCUUCUGGUGGAGCUGAGCUGGGCACCGGGCACCCUGAUCCACAUCUGAUGGGGUUUCCCUGCUCCCACCUCAUUGCUGGAGAUGGGCAGCUUGCUGGGCUCAGCCUGGCACUGCCUUUGGGUGUUCGUUCUGAUAGUGGUACGGCAGUGCUGAGGAACAAGAAAGCUUGUUGAUUUAAAAACAUGUAUAUUUAGAAGCAGAGUGUAAACUUCCUGCCCAGGCAGGGGUUGGAUUCUUCACUCUGUUUGAGUUUCCAGCUUUCAUUUCCUUUGCCCUCAUACUUAACAUUGUGUAUCUCCCAGAGUGUGCCCCAGACUAAUCUCCUUAACCCGCCCUCGCCCCGCAUCUUUCUCUCAUUAUUUGCACAUCAGUCCCACUCGGGGUAGGAUGCAGUGCAUCUCCUGCAUGGCUGCUCCUGUGGGUCCCUCCAUCCCUGUGGGGAUGACCUCAUCCCACAAAGGGCAGCAAACUCAAGCUGGUUGCUGCAGCGGGGACAGCAGUUGCCAUGUGUCAGCAGAAGACAUUCUUCCAUUGCUGGUUGGAACCCUCUUUGUGACUCCGGGGCAUUGCUCAGUAACCAGUUCCAGGAGGAGCAAAGCGUCCCAUCAGCUGAACCUUCCUCCAUCCUUCCCUCCAGGCUUCAUGGGACAGCUCCUGCCCUCCUCUGCAUUCACCCCUAUAGGGACUAAGCUCAUUCCCCGCAGCUCUAAGACCACUUUGGUGUGAGAUCCUGCGUGGGCUCUCAAAUGGCUGUCGACAACCCAGGGCCAGGAGCGAGCUCCUCCCCAGCCCUGUGAUGUGCAGGCUGGUUUUUGAAGUGCGGUGCUGCUUCAGCUGUUCCCAGGAAGUCUGCAGGGGAACUGUGUUUGUACUGAGGAGGUGAAGUCCCUGUGUGUUUCUGGAGGGGAUCUACUCAAUGGGCUCUUUGAUGUCACUGCAGUUCUUGGACUUACAUCAAGUAAGUCUGAAAAAGAGAAAGAAAUGCUUUGGUUUAGCCUGAAACAUUUGCACCUGAGUGAGAUGACCUGUGGCUGUCCUGUCCCGGUGCCUGGGGGGGUGGGAAGUGGUGGAGGGUUCUGCUCCUAGGAGCUGCCCACAGUUCGGGGUGGUGAGGCAGAACUGUAAUUGGAGAAGUGUCUCCUGAAGGCAGCCCCACUGCUGGUGGCUUCCUUCACCCCAUGCUGCAGCCUCUGGGGUGACUGUCCCCAGCUGUCCCUGCCUGCUGAGCCUUGUCCCCUAGUUCAGGCCCCAGGGUUCUGCCAUAGGACUCUGGUGUUAUCUCUGCCUGCCCGGCGUCAGCGCUCCCGCAGGUCACACAUCCUGAUCCCGAGCUGCCCGCUGCUUGGACUGCAUCUUUUUUUGGAUGAGAUGUCUGGAGCUUGGCACAUGGCAGUGCUCAGAGGCAUCCGCUGCUGUGACCUCUGCAGCCUGGAUAACCUUUGCCCUGCUACGUCCUCGCUCUGGGAACAACCCAGGGCUGGUUUGAGGUUUGGCUCCCUUAGUCCCAAGCUCAGGGAGGGGUUUUAGGGCAGCGAUGUUUGGUGCAGGGAGCUCAGCCCCAGGGCGUGUUGCCCCUUGGGCUAAAACCUUUUCCACUGUGGGGUUUUUCUAUGAUUUCCCAUACAGGUUUUCUCAGCAGCAGCCUCUCCGUCCCUCUGCUUUUCUCUGCUUUGUUCACAUACUUCUUCACUUAACUCCUUUUUGUUGCCGUUAUUGAAGAACGCAUCACCUAAAGCCAUUUGAAUUGCACUCUCUGCUGCUAAUAGUUCCAAAGGCUGACUGCCCUGACUGCCAGAAUGAGGGGCCCGAGGGGAUGGGCUGCAAGGAGGUGGGCAGCCAUGUGCAGGAAUUGGCACCAGAGCAUUCAAGAAGCUGAGAAUGAGAGCAGCCCCCAUCUGGUUCCGCGCUGCAGCUCGGCGCGAUCGGCAUUUUGUUUCAGAGGCCACGAGUGAAUGAGUUAAUGAUGAUCCCAGAUGGCUUUGGAGUUUGCCUCUUGCCACCCCUUCCUGUUCCCUCAGGAUCUCAGAUGGUGGCGGAAGAUGAAGUAAAAUUCUACAGUUUGUUGUAAAGUUCAUCUCUCUCCCCAAAUCGUGCUGCAACUUGUGCGCGCUGCGUUGGCAGCUUCAAGGGGAUGCUACCUGGUAAUUAAUUAGUUGUCAAAAGACAGCCCAGAGGUUCCAACUCUUUACAUCCUUGCUAAUAGAAAUUGCUCUGAUUACAUUUUCCCCCUUGGCUGGAGGGCUGCAGCACAGGAGCGUUGCUCCAUGGGCAGCUGGAGGAGCCUGAGCGUCCCACGCUGGGACUCGGAGCGUGCUGGCACACGCAUGGGCGAGCAUGACCCCGGGCUGAGCCUUGGCUUAUCUGCUAACACUGCACUGCUCUCCCUCUGCCUUCCUCUGGCCAGCGUUUCCCACCAGCCCCGGUUGUGUCUGACACCUCCAACAACUUUGUGCUUUCUCUGAUUUAGCAUCAUUCACCAUCCCUGGAAGUGUUGGGAACCGCGGAGAUGUGGCACCGAGGGUCAUGGUCAGCGGGCACUGUGACAGUGGGAUGGAGUUGGACUUGGAGAUCUGAGAGGUCUUUUCCAAUCUGAAUGGUUCUGUGAGUGAGCGUGGUGGUCAUGGAUUGAUGGUUAGACUUGAUCUUGGCAGACUUUUCCAAGCUUGAUGAUCCUGUGGUUUUGUGAUUUGAUGAGUGGCCGCGGUGGUGAUGAGUUGAUGAUCUUGGUGGUCUUUUCCAACUGCAGUGUUUCUAUAAUUCUAUGAUCAUUGCCACUAAACCCCAUCAGCUCAGCUGUUGGUAGCCUGUUGUGAAGGCACGGGGCUGCAGAGCAGCUCUGGGGACCUUCAGGAGGUGCUGGUGGCAGUGCUCUGGUAGGAUCAGAGCUCUCCUGGUGCACUUCUGUGCCUCACUCCAAUGGAGCUUGGGAUGGAGCCAAGCUCCAUGCAUCUGAGACACAGCUAACUUACCCCAGGGUGGAUGGAUGCAGGGGGUGCAGCAGGCAGCAUAGGCACGUGAUGUGUGACACAGCACAGCUCUUCCCUUGGCAAACACAUGCUUGAGAGAAGAUCCCGUGGGCAGGAGGGCUGUGUUCACUGCUGCCCCCAUCCCAGGAAGGCUCCCUCCGGGUGCCAUAAAUCCAGCAGUGUGCCGGAUGCUCUCACGCCCGUGGUGCUGUGCUGUCCUUCCCACCCCCGGGGAGCAGGCUCCAACCCACCUGGUGCUUGCAGCCAUGUGGUCCCUUCUCUUUGUGUUUAGUUAAGUGUGGGAGGAUGCGAUGUUUGAACUCCCAGAGCCUUUUGGCUAUUGUGUUCGCUGAUACAGCCCCGCAAGCAGACGUGGCAUUGCACAAGCAUGGCCCUGGCCCUAACAAAGGCAGCUAGGAUUUCUGGUGUUGGAAAGAGCAGCCUGGAAAGGGCAUCAUCUCAUGCCAAAGAUGAAGACAAAAGCAUUUGGGAGGCAGGAAGUGAUGAAAGCAGAGGGCAGAUUGCAGGGCACCCGGCACUGCGGAUGGGUGGCAGAGCCCCAGGACAGCAGCAGGGAUGGAGGUGACAAAUGGGCCAGGAAGGCACGGGGCUGCAGGGCCACCUCGGAGCUGGACGUGGUGCAGGAGGGCUCAGGGGACACCGCCACCAUGGUGUCAUGUACCAGCAUGAGCCAGGAGGCUGUGUGCAGUCACAGUGCUCGAGCUGCGUUCCGUGCUGCUGGCUCCCACCCCACUUGGUUUUUCCAGCAUCUGAUCUGACUGUUUGUUUGCUUGCAAUGAUUUCAGUUGUUUUCUAUUUUAGCCCAUGACUCCCAGAGCCUGGGCUGGGGCAGGCAGGCACCGUUUGAAAGCCGCCACUUGGCGGCAACAACUGCUCGAGCCACAGAGCAGCACCCAUCUAACCCCUCUUUUCACACACUCGGAACUUCCCAAACAUUAACCUUUGGAUUAAAAUUUUCCAUGCUUGGUCUCUCCCCAGAUGUGAUGUCUGAGCUUUGGUUUGGGUUCAUGUUUUUCGUGUUUGCUGGGUUUGUGUUAUGGGAGAAUGAAAGAAAUACUUUUCCCAUUUGAAAAAAUAAUAAUCAUAAUUGUAGUUUCCUUUUUUUUUUUUUUUUUUAAUUUGAGGAUUCACCAAAAAUGGCCGAGGUUUGGAGGCUGAAUGGACAGUAAUUCCUGGGCUGCAUUUAGGCACGCAGUGAGGUGUCCCAGCCCCAGGUGCGCAGUGCCACCAGCAGAGCCCAUUGGGACCAGGACAGCCCAGUGUGAGUCAGGCUGAGCAGCUCCAGAUUUGACAGAGGGAGAGUGGCUGCUUUUUGUUUUCUAGCAAAAAAAACAAACAAAAAAAGUUGUUUUUUCAGGCUCCACGUGUAGGAUCACAACACACCAGGGUAGCAUGGAGCGCACAGUUCUCCACUCUGUGCCGUGCCGGUGGCCCUGGUGUUUGGGGGUGCCACAGGGCAAUGCGGUGGCAUAGACCCUGCCCUGAGCCCCGUGCUUCCAAAUUCCCAUUCCUGGUGGCUGCACCUCUCACUGUCCUGAAGCCAAACUCUGCUGCUGCUGUUGACACCUCCUCGUGGAGUUCAGGACACGCUUGAGCGCUCCGCGUUUCCCUGCAUUCUUUUAUUCUGGCCGCUCUGCUCCAAGUCUGUGCGCUGCUCAUCGGGUGGGGACCUGCUCUGUUCACACCAGCGCUUGUAAUGUCUGGCCUGCAGCUCUGCCAAAGGCCAGAAUUGGCUCUCCGUGCAUGGCUGGAUCGCAAGGACAACGUUAGAUGGAGGGUGGAGUGAGCGAAUACCCCUCUCUUCCUACUGUGCUUUCAGGAAAUGUCUCUAGCGCAGCUGUAAGUGUGAAUGAAGUCAAAAGAAUGGAUCGGUGCCCCCGCUCCAGCCCACCCCACUCGUCGGGGCCCAUCCAGAGUCCCCACCCUAUUGUUCUGGUUCAGCUCCCCCGUUUCAGGGCUGGGGCCCUGCUCUGUGCUCAGCAUCCCGCUCCUGGGAGGAGGAGCUUUGGAGAAAACAAAGACGCAGCGAAGAGCUGCAUAGUUUUCCUCUCGCUGCUGAGCUGCGGUUCUGAUCCAUCGCUCCUUUCCCGACGUGUGUGAGCAGCUCGGAGGUUUGAGCCACGUGCCAAAAGAGGAGAGCAUUGGGUACGAGGAGCUGAGCCCUGCUGGAGCUUGGCUCAGUGCAAGGUGACCUCUCCGGAGCACGGCAUGCUCAGAGCAGCCCCACAGUGAGCAGGACACUGAGGCACACGGCUCCUUCCAGCAUCACUGGGAGUCCCCCUCAGUGGCUGGGAAGCAAGGUGCAGCUUCAGCCCUCCCUGCAGUGGCUGUGGUGUGAGCUGCUGCCCUCUCUGCCCCAGCACUGCAAUACCUCCGGGCUGUGGUGGCAUUCCUCUGGUGUCAUUGCAUUGCGUCCAUGUCCCCACCCCUCUGUUUUCAAGGGAAUUUCGUGGCAGCUGACAUUCAGAGGGGCUGCUCCCUGCUCACGUGGCUUUCGCCUGCUUGUUAUUUCAAAGCAGAGCUGCUUCUCCUUCCAUUCCUGAAGUCGCUUCUCAUGCAGGGCAGCUGGAGUGCUGCACCCUGUGAUGUGAGCAGCACUGCUGGAGCUCCUGCCCUGGGUUCCUGAGGAUGGCAAUGGUGAUGGAGGCAGCGUUGCAGGAGCACGUAUCUCAUGUUCAAAAGUUCUCCUAAAAUCAGUGGGCUGAGUAUCCGAAUUGUGUCCUAGGCUUAAAAGGGCUGAAGGAAUGAAGCACACACACAACCUGGCAGAGUAGAAGAACGUGGAGCCUGGGUCCAGGCGUGCUCAUGUUAACACAGAGCUCAAGAUGUGUGCCUAGGCAUCCUCAGCUCCUCAUCCAGCACAGCAAAAGGGCGGCUCUCAGCUCCUUUGGCACGGGGUGCUUAGGAGGAACCUUUGUGGUGAUCCUUUGGUUGUGUUUCUCCUGUGUUCCUACCACUAAGACUGCCCACCCCGGCCAGUUUCCCUACAGUGGAAUCCCAGUUCAGCAGCUCUGGACUGUGACCCUCUGAGAACCACUCGUGUUGGAGGAAGUGAAACCCCAGCAGCCAGGUGGGAGCGGGGCAGCCUGGGGGGGUUUUAGUGGUUCUCGUUCAAACAAUCCUCCUGCAGCCUCAGAAAUCCCGAGUUUCCUAAAAGAAGAGGAGAAAAUUCCAAAGGCUUUCAUCCCAGUUCAAAUAUCAAGCAGGGCGAGGAGCUGGGGAAGCUGCAGUGGGAUCUCAGAUGACAUUCUCUGAAAAGCAAACUUAAUGGAGUGCGAGUAUGGGACGGCUCAGGCUGUGCCCUGUACAGCUCUGCUGAGCCAGGGGCUGGGGGAGAACGGAUCUGGGGGGGCUGCCUGAGAGCUCCCUCCACUUCUGCAGCCUUUGGCACCUCUGUGAGAUAUUUAAAUGACAGACAGACAUCCAGGGAUCUGUAAAUACUCCGUCAGUGCCAACUCAACCACAAAGAAGAUACAGCAUUUGUGGUCCAAGGAAGUUUAAAUAUUUGUGGUCAAACUUAAAAUUCGACAUAAAACUCUCAUCUGCGAUGGAAGGCGUCCAGGAACUGCAUGGAGAAUGUAUAAGCUGUGCAAACUCCCAGAAAGGGCUUCGCCGUUGCGCUGCCAGGGUGAGGCAGAACCUUCCACCCUUCCCUCUCCUCUCUCCGUGCUGCUGAGGGCAGGUAUUGGUUUUGCAUGGUGCACACUGGGUGCUCCCCAGGUGCUGGAUGAGGGCUGCAGGGCAGCAUCCUCGGAGCUUUCUGGAGCAGGGAGUUCUUGGCAGCUCCCUUCCUGCAGCCCAUGCAUGGCUAUGGCCACCAGCAGCUCGGAGCAGUCCCCUUUCCCUUACUAAGCAAUCCUCCCUUCCUCCACCGAAGCGCCUGCUAACCACUUUCUUAUCUCUCUUAACUCUGCAAAACAAUCUCUGGCAAGGCAGGCAUCCUCCGAAAUGGCAGAGGAAAUAAAUUCCCCCAGUCCCUGAAAAGGAAAAAACUGGAAGCUUGCAGCAGGGAGUUCAGUCCGUGGCCCAAGUUGGUGCCACAUUGGCUUCAGUGUGAUAGGGAUCGUGCCUUCCUCCUCCUGUAGUGUGGGAUCGUGGUCUGGGGGCAGAUGCACAGGGCUUGGUGUUCUCCUUGCUUGGUGUUUUCAUCUGCCUGGUGGAAAGCUGUGAUUUUGCAGUUCUUCUGUGCUCGAAGACCCCAAAGAGCAGGAAUGCCCCAGGUGCUCCCCUCAGCCGUGGGAGUUCCCAGCACCAUGCGGAGCAGUGUGAGGCAGCAUGGCACUGGAGCACUUGGCUAUAGGAGGGAAUGUGAGCGUUUUCCCCCAUGGAAAUCCCUGCAGGCUUUUCCCAGAGGCGUCGUGCUAACAAGUGAGCACACAUCAGGGCAUCUUCCAAACAUCAGCAAAAGCUGAAAGCUUUGAACCCAUCGGAAACUUUCUUCUCUGUGGCUAUGGAGCUCUUGACUUUUCCAGCAGGAAUUGCUGUGCUCACAAGGGAUUCUGCAGUACCCUUGGGUGCAUUUUGGGAUGCACGCCUUUCCCCAACCCCAUCGCAAGGUGUGACCUAGGAGGGGAAGGAGCUGGUUGUGUUUGGGCUCUGCAGGAGCCGUGAGAUAUUUUGUAGGGCACUGGCAGGCUGUGCCAUGGCACAAAGGGUUUGAGGGUACAGAAGACCUGAGGUGGUGUGGGUUCUCCAUUUGGAGUUUUAGUUUUCUCCCAGCCUAGAUGAGUGAAAACUCCAUCAGUAUUCCUGCCCCACAGCCACUAGGUGCCAGCCAGGGAGAGAGAACUGGCCCUGGCAGCUCUGGAUGCUCCUGCUCCCAUGUUCCUGCCCUUUGCAGAGGGGCUGUUGGGAGCACGUGUGCUCCCAGCCUGCCUGCAGGGUCAGCUGAAAUCAGCCGAGAGCAGCUGUGGCUGAAAGCCCUCAGCUGCAGAAACCAGGGUGCAACCCAGCUGUGAGCCCUGCUCCCGACUGUGAGGGUGCUUCAGUCCUACCCAGGUGGCCAAACCCCUGUGACCUGAGUGUGGGGCCACAUCCUGGCAGCAGAGGCAGAGCUGGGGUACAACAGGGUUACACCCAGCACAGCUUUUGUGCAAACCCAUAGCAGGUGGUGCAAAGCCACCAUUUCUCUUUGCUUUCCUGCUGCUUGCUGUGCUGCCUGCAUGCUCCAGGCUGGUCCUAUGGGGUACCAGAAGGCAUUCAGCCCUGUGAUGCUCGAGGGGUUUGUGUGGAUGUUUCACCUGGUUUGUUACACGUUGCAUGGUUUGGGUUGUUUGGGGCUCGCUUGGUUUGGACAUAAAUCAUCCACUUCGCUCUAACUAAGCUGUGCUUAAGUCAGUAUGUCAAAAUUCAGCGUUAUCCCCAUGCUGGAUCACAGGUUUGGCUCUGUCCUCCUGGUCCCAUCCCAUUCCUGCCUCUGAAUCCAGGACCUCUCCAUGCUAUGACUCAGCCUUCUCCUGUCCUUUUCUCCUUCUGAGUCCUGCUGCUGGCACAUGCUGGUGUCUCCCCUUCUCCCCUUUGUACACAGGAAUGCUGAGUGGCAGCAGCAGCUCUGAGCAAACCCUUCUGCAGCACCACUGCUUCCUGUGCAUGCCGAGUCCAGGCUUUCACCAAGCAAAGCUCUGCACCCCACAGUGAGCACACGGUGGGAGCAGCCCUCCACGGUCUGAGUCCUUGUGGUCCCCAAGCAGCUGGCCCAGCUGCCACAGCUCCUUGGGCUAAAUGCAGCUGAAGGGGCUGCAUUCCUGCCUCACAGUUAUUUGCUCUUUAGGACGCUGUGUAAAAUUAACAAGUUGUAAAAGCCAAUUGAAGGCAGCGAUUUGCCUGGCUGCAGGGAGAUGCUGAGCCUUUGACCCCCAGUGGGAGCGGGGCUGCUCUGUGGCACCCCAGGUGCAUGUGUCCCCCCAGACCCAGUCCUCCAGGAGACUCCGAUCUCAGCUUCACCUGGAGGCACCACAAGCACAGGGUCCUGAGAGGACCUGGUGUGUCUGUACGGGCAGUUAGCGUGUUAACGUGCGUCCUGCUGCAUCCUGCCCAAUGAUUGGGGAUGUAAAUGGGUGAGCCAGGAGCUGGCAGCACUAACGAACCGUCUCAGCGUGCCACCAGCCUGCGGUUAGCGUGUCUGAUCUGGGGUCAGAUUAGAAACCUCGCACCUCCGGGCACAGCCGGGUGACACAGCACUGGUACCCAGCACCACCGCAGCCCCAGGUCCCACGCGGCCCCGAAAGGCACCGCAGAGGAACCGACCCGGGUCACGUCGGAGGGCACCGGCCCACUUCAGCAAUUCUCGGUUUCGGUUUUCCUUUGAGAGCUGCUGUGUGCGUGUCAGCCCUAUUUUAAUACCCGGCGGCGACGCGGAGCCAGGCUUUCGGUUCCUGCUGGCUGGCUGCACGCUCGCAGGGGGAAGGGUGCAUGGGGCCGGGGUGUCACGGCAGCAUCACCAAAGGCAUCAGCGCCGUUCCAUUUCAGAUUCAGCUUUGGGAGAGAGCGCACAGCUCCUGGUGGCCCCGCUGAGCUCUCCCCUCGGUUAGCAUGGAGCUAACGCCGUGCACCCCAUGACUAUCCCCGUGGUUCUGGGAACGUGGCACUCACGUUUCCACACCGAAACGGGAAGUCGGUGGCAUGUCACGCUCUGCCAUUGGCUGCCACCGGUGGGUCACUCCUUUCCCAGCACCCCAGCCUGGCUCCAGGCAGGCAGCCCCGGGGCUCUGGCACGGUCCCGGCACACACGUGAUGGGGAUGUGUGGAGCGUUCGCUCGGUGCCUGUUUUUCGUUCAUGUGGGCUGGAAAAAUGUGUUCAUGAGACAAGUUGCUGUGGCAUUAUGUCAUGGGCCUUCGGUUGGGCUCUUUGCUCCCUUAGCAGAUGAUCUGAAUUGGAGCAUCGGGCUGCACCGGCUUGGCAGGACAUUGGGAGCUUACGUGAAAACCUCGUGGGUCGUAAGCUAAAUGCAAUUACUUUUAUUUCGGGAGCAAUCAGCCUCUCCUGCAUCCCUUUCCCUGCUGCUGCUGUACGCCCCACGGUGCACAAAUGCUCACAGGUGGGUCCCUGCGGCCGUAUCCACGUGGGCAGGGAUGAUCCCAGCACCUUUGGCAUGAGGGAACUGCAGUCACCAGGGCUGGAAAACCCCAGGCUGGAGCUGCCCUGGCUGAGUCAGGCUGCUCCCUGCGUGCAGUUACCAUCCGAGUGAGGGUGAACCUGGCCCUGAGGUUUCCACCACUUCCCCUGGGGCCGCUGCAGCCAGCAGCUUUCACAGGGGGUGUUUUCCUGUGACAACCAUUCUUUUCUCUUCCCUUUGGAUUUUCCCCGUGGCAGAAUCAUUCCUACAGGAGUGCCAGGAGGAUGGAAACGUUCCUUGCUGGGCUCACUCCAGGCUGGACGCAGCACAGAGGGGUCAGUCCCAUUCCCACCUCAGCUUGUCCUCUGCUCUGUCCCGUAGGGCACCCUUUUUAGGUGUAGGUUUGGGGCAGCUCCAAGCACCGUGACUCUGCCGCCUGCCCCAAGGGUGCCUCGUGUGGGCAGUAACCGGGGUGGGAGGUUGCAGGUCAGAGCAGGGUCAGGUCUUUGACACGCACGGCAGCGACGCGGUGGUUAAAAUUAGUUUGUGGAGAGGAAACUGGCAGCAUUGUGGAAGAGCAGAAGUUUCCUCUCACGGCAGCAUGGUGCUGCUGCACUGCAGGACACUGCCAGCCCCUGCCUGCCCCCAUCCCUGUCCCCACCCAGCAUGGGGUGACCCAGGCUUUGCAGUGCCCUGCUGUGUGUCCCAAGGAUGGGGUCUGCUCCACCUAGGAGUCAGUAAGGAUGCUGGGGAUGGGGUCUGGAGCCUGCUUUGUCCUGGGAGGGAACUGCAGCAGAAGGUUCUGAGGCAUGAAUGUGAAUUUUGCAGAGUGGGUGACACUUCCAGGCUCCAUUUGCUUCCCCAUGGCUGGCUGCAGGCAGCAGGAAGCACCAGAGGAGCAGACUGCAGGUGUGGAGCCCCACGGCGAUGGGGGAUGAGGAGGGUCAUGGUGGAGGCACAGGCAAAGGCCACGGAGGCACCGUGCUCCCGUGCUCUGGAAACUCCAUUUGAGAGCCUCAUAAAUGGAUAAUUACCUGAGCUAUUGAGUUUCCUUCUGGCCAGAUCCAUCCCAGCCUCCCUGACAAGGGCUCGCCUAACGGCCUGUGGGGCCGGCCUGCAGGAUGGGGUUGGGAUGGAGCUGGUGUUCAUGCCCCUGCCCGCCUGCCCCACACCUGCAUCCCUCCCUUCUGCUUUCAGUAAGGGGGGUGCUGGCAUUUGAGCAAAAACAGAACGGUAAGGACUGACUGCAUCAUUCAUCCCUCCCUGGAGACGCUGGGCAAAUCCCUUCCAUCCCCAUCUAUAAGGCAAAGGGGACCCCAAACAAUGCAGUGCCCUCCAUGUGCUGCAGGGCUCUCUGCCCCCCAUGCUCCCCUCUGCCUGUUGCCUCCCCUUUGCACUGACUUUGUUUUCCUUUCCCUCUCCCCAACCCCCUCACCCUCACC
This is a messenger RNA of Phasianus colchicus (ring-necked pheasant), 15310 nucleotides long. It is a transcript of the gene SMG6, whose product is annotated as SMG6 nonsense mediated mRNA decay factor. Gene Ontology annotation, cellular component: telomerase holoenzyme complex. Gene Ontology annotation, molecular function: protein binding; telomeric repeat DNA binding; telomerase RNA binding. Lineage: Eukaryota; Metazoa; Chordata; Aves; Galliformes; Phasianidae. The record is from RefSeq and is a predicted model, not a curated record. Gene Ontology annotation, biological process: nuclear-transcribed mRNA catabolic process, nonsense-mediated decay.